Molecule: messenger RNA, 1575 nt
Organism: Candidozyma auris
Lineage: Eukaryota; Fungi; Ascomycota; Pichiomycetes; Serinales; Metschnikowiaceae
Gene: ERG11
Product: sterol 14-demethylase
Exons: 1
Coding region: 1-1575 (524 amino acids)
Biological process (GO): ergosterol biosynthetic process
Molecular function (GO): monooxygenase activity; iron ion binding; oxidoreductase activity, acting on paired donors, with incorporation or reduction of molecular oxygen
Source: RefSeq, a predicted model, not a curated record
AUGGCCUUGAAGGACUGCAUCGUCGAUGUUGUCGACCGAUUUUCGGCGUUGCCCGUGCCCGUGAAGCUCGCGGUGCUUAUUUUGGUGCCCAUCGUCUACAACCUUGUAUGGCAGUUUGUCUACUCUCUCAGAAAAGACAGAGCUCCCUUAGUGUUUCACUGGGUGCCAUGGGUGGGCUCUGCUGUUGUUUACGGAAUGCAGCCAUAUCAAUUUUUCGAGCUGUGCAGAGAGAAAUACGGCGAUGUGUUUGCUUUCGUGAUGUUAGGAAAAGUUAUGACGGUUUACUUGGGACCUAAGGGACACGAGUUUGUAUUGAACGCUAAGCUUGCGGAUGUUUCUGCCGAGGCUGCUUAUUCCCACUUGACCACUCCAGUUUUCGGGAAAGGUGUCAUUUACGACUGUCCCAACUCGAGGUUGAUGGAGCAGAAGAAAUUUGCUAAGACUGCCUUGACGAAAGAAGCUUUCCAGAGGUACGUGCCCAGAAUCCAAGAGGAAGUUUUGGACUACUUCAAAGCUUGCUCCCAAUUCAAAAUGAACGAACGUAACAACGGCGUGGCCAAUGUGAUGAAGACUCAGCCUGAGAUGACCAUCUUAACUGCUUCCAAGUCGUUGAUGGGUGAUGACAUGAGAGCCAGAUUUGAUGCCUCCUUCGCCAAAUUGUACUCCGACUUGGAUAAAGGUUUCACACCCAUCAACUUCGUCUUCCCCCACUUGCCCUUGCCUGCCUACUGGAAGAGAGACGCUGCUCAGCAGAAGAUCUCUGCUACCUACAUGUCCUUGAUUAACGAGAGAAGAAAGACCGGUGACAUCGUUCCUGACAGGGACUUGAUCGACUCGCUAAUGACAAACUCGACGUAUAAAGACGGCGUGAAGAUGACCGAUCAGGAGGUUGCCAACUUGUUGAUUGGUGUUUUGAUGGGAGGUCAGCACACUUCAGCUUCCACGUCUGCCUGGUUUUUGUUGCACUUAGCUGAGCAACCAAAGUUGCAAGAGGAGCUUUACAAUGAGGUCCUUUCAGUUUUGGCUGAAAAGGGCGGCAGCUUAAAGGAUUUGGCUUACGACGACUUACAGAAGAUGCCUUUGAUCAACCAGACCAUCAAGGAGACGUUGCGUUUGCACAUGCCAUUGCACUCCAUUUUCAGAAAAGUCAUGAACCCACUCGUGGUUCCAAACACCAAGUAUGUUGUGCCUAAGGGUCACUACGUGAUGGUCUCCCCAGGUUACGCCCAGACCAACGAGAAGUGGUUCCCCAGGGCCAACGAGUUCGACCCACACAGAUGGGACGAGGAAACCUCCAGCAAUAUAGACACCGAUGCUGUCGACUACGGGUUUGGUAAAGUCACCAAGGGUGUUUCUUCGCCAUACUUGCCUUUUGGCGGUGGUAGACACCGUUGCAUUGGUGAGCAGUUUGCCUACGUGCAAUUGGGUACCAUCUUAGCUACCUAUGUGUACAACAUCAAGUGGAGGUUCAAGAAGGAUGGAUCGCUUCCACCAGUCGACUACCAGUCGAUGGUGACGCUACCAAUGGAGCCAGCAGAAAUCGAGUGGGAGAAAAGAGAGACUUGUGUUUACUAA